AUGCCGAAACCCAUUCCGAUACCUCGCCUCGGGGACAACGGACAAACACGCUCCCCGAACACCUUCUCGAUGACAGCGAUCGGGAUCGUCACCUUCAUUGCCGUGCUCUCUUCCUUCCUCGACUCCGUCCUCGCCGCUCCUUCGGCACCGCAGCUCGUCUACCCUCUGCAAGCUCAACGACCUCCCGUCGCUCGAGUCGGCGUGGCCUACUCAUGGACAAUCUUGCCGGGGACGUUCAACGCUUCAUCGGGGUCGACUUUGACGUUGACGUCGAGGUCACUGCCGAGUUGGAUCGAUUUCGAUUCCGCUUCGGCGACGUUUUCAGGGAAUCCCAGAACGAGGGACGUGGGCUCGCACGCCGUAACGAUUAUGGCCAAUGUCACGGGCGUAGCCACUGGAGCGACGGACGAGUUCACACUACUCGUCGUCACGGAUCCUGGCCCGGACGUCUUCUUGCCCUUCUCGAAACAACUAUCCUCGGCGGCUUAUGCCGGAGGAGGAGGAGCCAGUCUUCUCCCCGAUGGCACACUCAAAGUGCCACCGAGUUGGUCCUUUUCGCUCGGGUUCCAGCAAUACACAUUCCAGGACCAGACGAACCAAUACGCUCAGAUCUACUACACCUCUUAUGCGGCGGGGACGACCCAGUUGCCGAGCUGGUUGAAGUUCGACAACCGAACCGUCACUUUCGGUGGCGUGGCGCCGUCGACACCGGGUGAUUAUUCUAUAGUCACGUAUGGAUCGAACUAUUUCGGAUAUGGGGAUGUACAGCAGACGCUCGUUUUCCGCGUAGGAACGCACAUUCUGACGAUGGCGGAGAAUCUGGCGCCUAUCCGAACCACGCCUUCGAGCACGGUCUCGUACCACUUCGAAUUCGACGGUCUGCGCAUCGACAACGCCUCUGUCACGACCGCCAAUCUGACGUCGAUCAACGUCAACCUCACCAACACAUCAUUCUUGACUUACGAUGCGUCGACGCAGACCAUCUCGGGAACGGUGCCUCCGACCCUAAUGGCCCCGCAGAACUUCACCAUCCCCGUCCUCCUCACCGAUCAGUACAACGGCACGCUGGCCACGAAUGUGUCGAUGGCGAUCUAUGCAUCCCUGUUCUCGAACUCGACGCCCGCGUCGAUCCAACUCGUCGCGGGUCAGACGUUCUCGCAGAACCUCUCCAGUAUCGCGACAGGUACGACCGCGACCUACUCGGCCGUCAUCAGUCCCUCGUCAGCUCAGCAAUGGGCGCAAUUCGACCCCCGGACCUUGAUCCUGAGUGGGACCGCGCCGACGACCGUGCAGAACGUCUCCGUCGCGUUCACGGCCGUGGAGAAGACGCUUAAUCUGACGAGUCAGGACAGCCUCAUCCUCGCUGUCGUGUCUCCAUCAUCAACGAGCAAGAGUGCAGCUACCUCCGCCGCAGCGGCAACGGGGAUUCAUUCGGGAUCCCCCUCGGAACUAUCGAGAGCCGCUCGCUUGGGACUUGCAUUGGGUUUAGGACUGGGCCUGGGAUUGCUCCUACUGGUAUUCAUCGCGGCUUGCCUGUGGCGUCGCAAGAACAAGAAACGACCUUAUUCGGACAUGUAUCGACGCUCGUUCGGUGCGGCGACGCCCACGACGUUCAAGUCUACUCGGACGGGAAGGUCGUCGACCAUCGUUGGCUCAACGUAUGAGGGGAGGACCUCGUUCGAGAAGCGACAGAAUGAGAAGGUUGGAACGCAAGGACCGCAGUAUGAGGAGCAACAACGCGUUUGGGCGGCUCCCGUCGUUCUGCCUGGCGGGAUGGAGGAGCUGUCGCCGAGGACGGUGCAAUCGGCCACGCCGACGCAGCCAGGUGGAUUCGCGGGCGCAGCGGCCAUGGUCAAGUCUUCCUCGUCCAACGUGAUGAGACGCUUUGAUCUGAUGGGGAUGUUCAGGAGUGCGACAGGGAUACUUCGACCCUCGUCCUCGCAGCCGGCGACGAACAAGGCCGACAUCUCGUUGCCGAUCGGAGCGCAGCAAAACUCGUUGCGGGGGUUGGGGCUCGGCGCCUCGUCAUCCUCGUUGGCAUUGGAUGAGGAUGGACGGCGGCAGUACUACGGAGCUCGGCCUAACGACCAUGACAUUGUCGACAUGCGACACCACGAUCCUUUCGCCGCUCCUGUUGGAGCUGGACGGCACGCUGACGAUUCGGGCUCUGAUCCGAGUCAAACGAGCCGAAACGACGGGCUGUCAUCGGACCUUUCCGAGCAAUCGAGGGACGAGUCCCACCUCGAGCGAUCGUCGACAUGGGCCUCGGGAGCGUCAUCCUCGCUGUUUUACUCGGAGUCGGAUCGUGAUUCGAGGUACCACCGAGCGGGUCCAGAGCGCGCGAACAAGCCGCGCGUUUCAGUUCCGCAGCAACGAAAGGAUUUCCAAGCCCUUGUCAUCAGUGCUCCGCCGCGGACAUCGAGCGCGGUACAUGCUGCGGACGAUUCGGUCUCUUCGAUGGGAUCAUCUUCGCCGUCGCAAAGUCGUCAGCUUUACGGAUCUUCCGAUGAAAGCCAGUCCACGUCGGCGACAGGGAUUCGUCUCGUGGCUUCGCAUACGAACUCGUCGGGGGAGUCGGCUUUCCCUCCUUCCAGUGGCUCGAGUGGUCACCCAGUACCGAGAGACACAACCGAUGCCUCGCUAGGCGACGCCUCGUUCGCUUCUUCACAAAAUCUUCCUCCGCCUCAAGUUCGACCCUUCACUCAAGAACGCCGCGUUUCGUCGUCUUCACAAGCCGGCAGUUCCUACUCGUCACAAACGGCGUUACGAGGGACAGCAGGCAACCGCAACCCGGCGAUCGAGGAUGCCGAUGAAUCGGCCGCUGUCUACACCACGGCGGGAGGUACUCGGAUGUCAGCUCGACCCGUGAGUGCGGUGUAUGAACCGCCGUCCAACGAUUCGAGAACAAUCAGUGCGGUCAUCUACCCUUACCUUGAUGAGAGGGACUCGAUGGCAACCACACAUCAAGGUCGACCGUCAAUCACGCCUUCGACGUAUUCGGAGUAUGCCGAACGAGGACGCGUCGACAGUGUACGACUGAUCCCAGGAACGGUCGUAAAUUCGCCCUUUGCCCUCUCUCCUACAACACCGGGGACAGGUAAUACGUGGCGGUACCCUUCUUCUCUAUCGGGGACAAGUACUACCUACUCCGUCUCGACGUCCCGAACGGACCUAGGGAUGUUCGACGAAGAUGGCGUACCCCCUCUGCCCGUCGAUCCCAGCAGAGUCCAAGUCAACAUCAACGAACCUUUCAGAUUCCACGUUCCGUUGCCAUUGCAGCAUUCGAGCUCGUCGACCGAGUUUGAGGCGUACCUUGACCCGCCUGGGAAUACGAAUGGGAACCGUCAGGGCUUGCCCGGGUGGAUCACAUUCGAUGAGACGGGGACCAAGGAAGUUAGUGGGGGCGCUAGGAGAGCAAAUGCUGGAGUCUUGCCGAUCGUGAGUCGCUUUUAUCUGUGAGACAUUGGCUUGAGCAUAAAGUAUAUUGCUGAUUGCGACGAAAAUUGUUGCACCACGUGCAGUUGAUCGUCGAGCGCUCGCAACCGAGGGAUAGUCGUCAUUCAAACGAGCUCGUCGAGGAGCAGGAACGAGUCGUCGCGCGGUACGAGAUUGAAGGUCAGUUGUUUGUCUCACUUUUCUUUUGAUAUUAUUAAGACCCUCGAUCCUGACCUUGUCUGUCACCUCUUAUCUCCACUCAAACCAGUCGCUGAGCGAGAACCAGAAUCAUUGACGUACCCCGAGGGCGAGGAACCUCAGGGUGAAUUACGGAUCAUCAGCUAUUGA
Messenger RNA from Microbotryum saponariae, 3783 nucleotides. NCBI's taxonomy places the organism in Eukaryota, Fungi, Basidiomycota, Microbotryomycetes, Microbotryales, Microbotryaceae. The record is from the annotation of a GenBank genome assembly.